Molecule: messenger RNA, 1570 nt
Organism: Dentiscutata erythropus
Lineage: Eukaryota; Fungi; Glomeromycota; Glomeromycetes; Diversisporales; Gigasporaceae
Source: the annotation of a GenBank genome assembly
AUCAGCAAAAAACUGGAAUACAGGAAUAUGAAGAAAGAGCAUGUCCAAAGUUAUUUAUCUUUUGUUAAGGAAAAACCGAAGCACCCUUAUGAUUUUCAUAUUUUUCUUGCUAUUAAAAGUCAAAUAAAUCUGAACAAAAAGUAUGAGACAAUAGUUUUAGAAAUUUCUUUGUUCUUUUCAAGGGAAGUUCAAGACGUAGAAAAGAAUGAAAAGAAAGAGGAAAGUAUUAAACAUAUAAAUAAUACUCGAUAUAUUGAUUCAUAUUGUCUUAUUUUUAUGGGAACCCUCCUUAAUAAGUUUGGUGCGGAUCUUAAAGUUUUUAAGCAAUAUUUAUAUGAAGCAAAGAAAGAACAUAAAUAUGUUCAAUACGGAUUGCAUGUAGUAGACUGUGCGCGCGCGUUGGGUUUGAAUGAUCUUAUUCAAAAAGACGUUUAUGACCAUAUGCUGGAACAUCAAGCUAAGCAUAACAUACAUAAAUUGCAAUUUGAACAGAAUGUGAACGAAAUUGUAAAAAUUCUUAGCAGAGAGAUUUGGAAUUUAAAUUUAAAACCAAAUGAUUUAAUUCUUUCGGGGAUCCUAGAUACUGAAGAAAUUAGAGAAAGAAAUCCUGAAUUUUUGCGUAUGUUGCAUGAUGAAAAUAUGUCAAAUAUUUUUGAAGAAAUGAUUCCAAGAUUAUCAUUGCCGGGAAAACUAUCAAGUUUUAUUAGGAAGUACCUUAGUGGAAAAGAGAUGAGAAUCCCCGAUAAAUAUAGAUCCUUAUAUACUUCAACAAGAACCUUUAUUGAUUCAAUUCGUAGUAUAUGGAAAAAAAGGGAAUAUCAAAACAACUCACCAAGAAUCAAUGAAUCUACCUGGUCACAUUGUGCAAUUGAUGCAAUAAUGAAGUUUAUUGAGGCUGAUAUGGAGGAGGUUCUUUUUAUUCGAUGGGAUCAUGCUGUAAGUCAUACAUCUGCCAAUAGAAAUAAUGCUGAUGGCGAUGGGCCUAUCAAGAAAGCUGAUGUAUUUGGCACUUACUACUGCGAAAAUUUACGAUAUAAUGUUGAACUAUUUUUCGGAGAAAUUUCUGGGCCUCCUUUUUAUUUGAAUAGUUCUGGAAAAUCUCAUGCCAUUGAAAACCAAAUCAAGUUGGGAAAAUGUGGAAAAGACUCACUUGAAGACUUUCGUAGAUAUUGCAGAAAAACCAAGGAACUUGUUGAGUUUAAAAACAUUAAUGUUUUUUUGAUGCACGCUCAUGAAACAAUUAUUAAAUUUUCAAUUAUGGAUCAAAAAUUGUAUCCAUUAUUUCAAAUAAGAACUUUGGAGAAAGUCGCAUUUCCUUACAAAUGUAAUUCAACAUUUGCACAGAAAUUUUACAGGAUAGAUAAAGACAGUGAGGAAAGCAAUUGCAAGAAUGAUGAUAGUUGUAGCGAUGAAGAGGAAAGUUGUGGUGGAGAGGAAGAAGAGACUGAAGAUGAAUAUCAUAAUAAAUCUGAAGAGAUUAGUAGUGAUGAAGAAGAGGAUAGUGCGAAAGGAAAUAGCAGUGAUGAGGAAGAGGAAGCAGUAAAUUUAGUAUGGCAAUUAGUAGCUGGCC